Molecule: messenger RNA, 8653 nt
Organism: Mesoplodon densirostris (Blainville's beaked whale)
Lineage: Eukaryota; Metazoa; Chordata; Mammalia; Artiodactyla; Ziphiidae
Gene: DDHD1
Product: DDHD domain containing 1
Exons: 14
Coding region: 202-3018 (938 amino acids)
Cellular component (GO): cytoplasm
Molecular function (GO): glycerophospholipase activity; metal ion binding
Source: RefSeq, a predicted model, not a curated record
AUGGGGCGGGCGGCGGAACACGACUGCGGCGGCCGGGGGCCUCGGUGGAGGCGGAGCAGCCGCCGCUGCCGCCACAGCCCCGGUCAGGAUUUGAAAGAUUAAAAACUCCUGGUGGAGAGGGCGGCGGCGUUGAAUGUGUGGCGGAAGCGCUGUGGGCCACGGCUCGGCGCCGGGCCGGGCAGCCGGCGGCAUCUCCACAGCAUGAAUUACCCGGGCCACGGGCCUCCCCGAAACCCCGAGCAUAACGGCCGGGGCGGCGGCGUUGCCGCCGCUUGGGAGCUGGGCUCGGGUGCGGAGCCGGCGUUCGGCGACAGCGUCUGCUGCUUCGACCACCUGCCCGCCGGGGACCCGGGCGACGACGAGGUGCCCCUGGCCCUGCUGCGCGGGGAGCCCGGACUGCAUUUGGCGUCGGGAGCGGAGGACCACAACCACCACCUGGCGCUGGACCCCUGCCUCAGUGACGAGAACUAUGACUUCAGCUCUGCCGAGUCGGGCUCCUCGCUGCGCUACUACAGCGAGGGCGAGAGUGGUGGCGGCGGCAGCUCCUCGUCGUUGCACCCGCCGCAGCAGCCGCCGCUGGUCGCGACGAACUCGGGGGGCGGCGGGACGGCGGCAGGGGGGCCCGGGGAGAGGAAGCGCACUCGGCUCGGCGGCGCGGCCGCCCGGCACCGCUACGAGGUGGUGACGGAGCUGGGCCCGGAGGAGGUGCGCUGGUUCUACAAGGAGGACAAGAAGACCUGGAAGCCCUUCAUCGGCUACGACUCCCUCCGCAUCGAGCUCGCCUUCCGAACCCUGCUGCAGGCCACCGGGGCCCGGGCCCGGGCGCAGGACCCGGACGGCGACCAUGUGGGCGGCCCGGCCUCCCCCGCGGGGCCGGCCUCCAGCUCCCUGGAGGACGACGCCGAGGACCGCGUCUGCGGCUUCUGCCCGCGCAUUGCCGGGCUCGGGCGCGAGAUGGAGGAGCUGGUGAACAUCGAGCGGGUGUGUGUGCGGGGCGGCCUCUACGAGGUGGAUGUGACCCAAGGAGAAUGCUACCCGGUGUAUUGGAACCAGUCCGAUAAAAUACCAGUAAUGCGUGGACAGUGGUUUAUUGAUGGUACUUGGCAGCCGCUAGAAGAAGAAGAAAGUAAUUUAAUUGAGCAAGAACAUCUUAGCUGUUUUAGAGGUCAGCAGAUGCAGGAAAGUUUUGAUAUUGAAGUGUCAAAACCCAUAGAUGGAAAAGAUGUUGUCUACCACCUCCCUCCCUUCUCCCUCCCUUCUCUGUUCAAAUGGAGAGGAUAUAAGGAGAGUACAGAUGCGGCAGGUCUUAAACGAAAGCGUUCCCAAGCUAUUCAUAGUUUCAAGUUGAGUCGAAACCACGUGGACUGGCACAGUGUGGAUGAAGUGUAUCUUUAUAGUGAUGCAACAACAUCUAAAAUUGCAAGAACAGUUACUCAAAAACUGGGAUUUUCUAAAGCAUCAAGUAGUGGGACCAGACUUCAUAGAGGUUAUGUAGAAGAAGCCACAUUAGAAGACAAGCCAUCACAGACUGCCCAUAUUGUAUUUGUUGUGCAUGGCAUUGGGCAGAAAAUGGACCAAGGAAGAAUUAUCAAAAAUACAGCCAUGAUGAGAGAGGCUGCAAGAAAAAUAGAAGAAAGGCAUUUUUCCAACCAUGCAACACAUGUUGAAUUUCUUCCUGUUGAGUGGCGGUCAAAACUUACUCUGGAUGGAGACACUGUUGAUUCCAUUACUCCAGACAAAGUGCGAGGUUUAAGGGAUAUGUUAAAUAGCAGUGCAAUGGACAUAAUGUAUUAUACUAGCCCACUUUAUAGAGACGAACUAGUUAAAGGCCUUCAGCAAGAGCUGAAUCGAUUAUAUUCCCUUUUCUGUUCUCGGAAUCCAGACUUUGAAGAAAAAGGGGGUAAAGUCUCAAUAGUGUCACAUUCCUUGGGAUGUGUAAUCACUUAUGACAUAAUGACUGGCUGGAAUCCAGUUCGACUCUAUGAACAGUUGUUGCAGAAGGAAGAAGAGUUGCCUGAUGAACAAUGGAUGAGCUAUGAAGAACGUCAUCUUCUUGAUGAGCUCUAUAUAACUAAACAACGGCUGAGAGACAUAGAAGAACGGCUACAUGGAUUGAAGGCAUCAUCUAUGACGCAAACACCUGCCUUAAAAUUUAAGGUUGAAAAUUUCUUCUGUAUGGGGUCCCCGCUGGCAGUUUUUUUGGCAUUGCGUGGCAUCCGCCCAGGAAACACUGGAAGUCAAGACCAUAUUUUGCCCAGAGAGAUUUGUAACCGAUUACUAAACAUUUUUCAUCCAACAGAUCCAGUGGCUUAUAGAUUAGAACCGUUAAUACUGAAACACUACAGCAACAUUUCACCAGUCCAGAUCCACUGGUAUAAUACUUCCAAUCCUCUACCUUAUGAGUAUAUGAAGCCAAGCUUUCUUCACCCAGCAAAAGAACCUACCUCAAUUUCAGACAGUGAAGGCAUUUCAACAAUACCAAGCCCUGUGACUUCACCAGUCUUGUCCCGCCGACACUAUGGGGAAUCUAUAACAAAUAUAGGCAAAGCAAGCAUAUUAGGGGCUGCGAGCAUUGGAAAGGGACUUGGAGGAAUGUUGUUCUCAAGGUUCGGACGUUCAUCUGCAUCACAGCCAUCUGAGGCAUCAAGGGACUCUGUGGAAGACGAGAAGAAGCCGGUUGCCUCACCUCCCACGUCCACUGUGGCAACGCAGACCCUUGCACAUAGCAGUUCUGGCUUUCUUGACUCUGCAUAUUUCAGACUUCAAGAAUCGUUCUUUAAUCUCCCACAACUUCUUUUUCCGGAAAAUGUAAUGCAGAAUAAAGAUAAUACCCUCGUGGAAUUGGAUCACAGAAUUGAUUUUGAACUCAGAGAAGGCCUUGUGGAGAGCCGCUAUUGGUCAGCUGUCACAUCGCAUACCGCCUAUUGGUCGUCCUUGGAUGUUGCCCUCUUUCUUUUAACCUUCAUGUACAAACAUGAGCACGAUAAUAGUGCAAAACCCAACUUUGAUCCAGUCUGAACUGUUGAAGGACAUUAAUGGCCCCAAACUGACUUUUUUCUGUUAAAAUAUGUGUGUCAACAUAUGGAAGUUUCAGGUUUAAGUAUGUUUCACUUUUGUUUAGGGUAAGAAAUAUUUGAAUUUAGAAGCACUUUAUUUUACUUUAAAAAAACAAAGCAAAUGUUCAGUCCGAAAGAAGUUAUUUAUAGUUUUCCUCAUUUUAAGUAUGAGUCUGACAGAACCCCCUGCAGAGAAUCAAGCAAGACCUGGAAGUAAGGAGGACUUGGGUGGACUGCAAGGUUAUAGAUCACAAUCUAAUUUCUCCCAAAUAUAAAGGCAUAUUAAUGGGUUGAAUCUAAUGUAUUAACCAAAAUAUGUUAUAAAUCUAAAAUGAUCAAGGUCCAGGGUAUUCUACGUAAAGAUCACAAGGUGGUAUCAUUGUUUUCGAUUUCCAUGGAAGCUUCCAUUUCCACAAUUUCUUUGAAACAUGAGUGUAACAGAUUUUAAAUGUUUUGAAUUUAACUUGUUUAGAAAAACUAAUGCUAAAAUAGAAGCAACAUUUGAACUAUUGUAUUUAUAGUUUAUUACCUCUAAUUGUUUUAUGUCAAUGUAUGAAACAUUACAUUUUUUAAAAUGUUUCCUUUGAACAAUUUAAGAACCAUAUUUAUUUUCUAUAGUGUUAAGACCCUUUUUUCUCAGAACUCCAUCUUUGUACUCUUCAGAUGAAUAUAUAGACACUGUGGCAUACUUUAAGCAUUUUUUUCAUUAAAAAAUUGUAGUUUUACACAAAUAACACUAGUUCAAUUAUUUUGAAAAAAAAUGAACUUUUUAUUAUGUCCCAUGUACCUCAGAGAAAGCUGAAGUUUUCUAAACUUGACAUGGAAUACUCCAUAAUGAAUACAUUUAAUAAACUUUACUGGAAAAUUAGUAAACUUCUUUGGAGUAGGGAGUAUGACAACUAAAUUUUGAAUAUAUAAGCAUCUGUGUGCCAAACAAUUAACAUAUAAAAAGGGGAUGGAGUGCCACUAAAGUGUUUAAGGAAUCGUAAUUGAGACAUAGACACAAUAGUUCAGGAUUCUGAGGCAUUGAAAGAGUUUCCUCAGCUGUAAUUUUUUCCACAGUGCUUUUCAUCUGAGGAGCUCAAAGUGCUUUGCGAUUUAAUAAUCUAUGUAGUAGCUUCUUGAGGUAAGUAAAUGAGUGUUAUUCUCAUGUUAUAUGUUAGUACACUAAGGCACCAAAACAUUUAAAGUGCCUUGAAUUAGAUUACAGAGCAAAUCAGAGCUCAGACUGAAGACAGACCAUAUUCUCUUAUGUGCUGUUCAUUGACUGAUAAUUCACAUGUGACCUCUUGUUUUGCAAACAGUAAUAACAGAAGUUGCAAUUCAUAAUUUGGAAAAAUGACUGUGAAGCCAGUACUUUACCCUACUCGUCAUAUACAUUCUUGGGUUCUCACACUCAAAGGAGGAGUUACUUAGAGGGGAUCAGUAGCCAUCUUUGCCACAACCAACCCAUACUUCUGAGAGGCUUCCACUGGGUUCCACUUAAGGUGCUAUCUUUGCUUAUCUUAGCUCCCCAGGAAUCGUCAAACUGGGAGCAAAGUUGGUCGAUUGUACAUCUCACCUUCUCCUUUCUUUUUAAGAUGAUAGAAUCUUUGGAUUACUUGUAGGUUUUACUCAGCACUGUCAGUCCUCUAUCUGUUUUUGGCCUUCCAUUGAAUUUGCACAACAUAAAGCACUUCUUUUUAGUGCUUAAAAAGAUCCCAAGGCUCCAUGCCCAAAUACGUGACUCACUAAGAAACUCUUGCUAUAAAAGGCUUUUGAUGCAAUCUUAGCAAAGCUGAAGCAAUGUCUUUCGAAUUUAGAGAUUCCUGUGAACUCAGGUCAUUCUCAUACCCUGUUUGUUUCGUAGGUCUAUUUACUUCUCAGGAGAAUUAAACUCAUAUCCCAUAUGACUUUAUCAUUAAAGGUAUGUGAGCAUUUGGGUGGUAUGACACUCACAUGCCUAAGAGCUUUAAGGGAUUCAUUCUCUUUUUUGGGGGGGUGGGGCGCUGCCCUGGGUCUUCGUGUGGCUUGCAGCUUCUCUAGUUGCACGCUUAGUUGCAGUAUGUGGGAUCUUAGUUCCCCGACCAGGGAUUGGACCUGGACACCCUACAUUGGAAGCGUGGAGUCUCAACCACUGGACCACGAGGGAAGUCCCAAGGGAUUCAUUCUUAACCAUUAGAAUGUGAAGAGCCCCUUUUACCUGAGAGGAUUGAAAACCUAGCAAACCUUUUCAUUUGAUAUAGAGUAAAAAGAAAAGUAUAUUCCCAUAGCUAUAGGAAUAUAUCUGCUUCCCUUUUUUCAUAUUGAGGAAAAAAAUCCAAUUUAACCCCAUGGAAGUUAUUUGAGUUCUUGAAAAUAGUAACAUUCAAAACCCCCUUUUCAAAAUGAGAUAUUCUGGAUUAUUGGAUAGGGGUUUUGUUUUCAAUUCAUUAUUUCAUCAAUAGAGAUGGCGAUUUUGAUUUCACAGUACUCUUCUUGUUUCCAUGUCUGCAUGUUAUCAUGGAAUGUACUUGUACGUACUCAAGUAAUAUACAGAGUAUGUGUAAUUAUAGCUUGAUUUAGGAGCUAAGUCAGUUACUGAGUAAUAUUUUGCAACUUUAUUCCAGCAAGUACUAAAUUUUUGAUACCAUUAAAAUUUUAUUCUCUAUUUUGUGUACCUGCUAUGAUGAUUCUUCUGAGUACUGGUCAGACUGUUCAAACAAUUUUAAUCUAGUUAGGUCCCCAAGAAUUAUUUAAACUUAGAAUGAGGAGAAAGUUUUGUUCAUAACUUUAUUUUCAACAGUAAUUAUGCUUGUGUUAUAAUCCAGUGUUACAGUAUAUUAGAACAUAUUAUAAAAUGUACUCAGUUUUCCAUAGCAAGCCUUAGGAAUCUUAUGUUUGUCUUCUAUUAAAUAGCAUCUGUCAGCCUUUGGAAAUUCUCACAUUGAACGUUCUGUAGAAGCCCUCAGACAGUGACAUGUAAACAUUCAUCUCAUUCUCAUUUUCUCUCUGUUGUUUCCUCGUUGGGGGCUGAAGCAUUUGGGUCAUAUCCUUCCCCCAAAGAGCAAACAGGAAAGGAAACCAUCAGUGGAGUGUCACGGCCAAUUCCACAACUCCUUCCAGUGAUGACACUUGAGCCCUUUAAGGUGGAAUCGGACCAAACCUAGAAAGUUCACUGUAAGGCCUACAGUAGAGGGAAAAAAACUGAAUUGCCUUCUGCUUAGGUUAGUUAAUAUUUCUGUCUUCUCAGCUGUAAUGAGUAAGGCAUUUGGACAAUUGAGAAAACUAAUUUGAGUGUUAUGUCUUAACAAUUGUUUGAAUAAUCUUGUUAGCAUGGAAAUGGGGCUAAAAAAGAUAUGCGAUAUUAAAGAAGAGUCAAGGCAGAGCUAAAAAGAGGAUGUAGUAGUCAUUGACUGGAGAAAGAACUGGAACUUGACCAGACAGUCUUGAGUGUUGGGUAGGUAACUUCUGUGGUUACUCUCAAGUGUCUCUUACCCAGAUUCUGCUGUCAUCCCUGCUCCUCAAGCCUCUGCCAAGAGUCAGAUGGUCCUCUGGCUGAAUUUGAAACACAUGCAUUAAAUCCUUUUAUGGUUAGGUAUGGGCAACGCAUAUAGUUUCCUGACAUCUUAUAAUAACUUACCUACAUAGAAAAACUUUUGCUGUAUCUACAGCAGAUUCGGCAGGAAGCGCCCCUACUGAACUCUGAACUCUGUUACUUCUAGGAUGGGUCUAGGAAGCCUGCAGACCACGCUGUCUCCUUUUGCAGUAGUCAGAGGGAAAGGAAGUUGCCAAGGAAGUAUGUGUAGUAUUGAGCUUGGAGCAGUGUACAGAAUGGCGGGAUAUAAAAUUUCAUCUCAAAGGUCUCAUUUAGUAAAUGUUACUGCUGGCAUGAUAACAGCCUUGGUCAUAUGCAUCCUAUUUUAGUCUUCAUUGGAUGUUUGCAAUGAUUCAAAGGAUCCUAAAAUUUCGGGGUUUGUUCAGAUUUUAGAGGUCAUCUAGUCCAACCCUGUUUUAGUUUCAUGUGAGCAUUUAAAUAGCAUAGAGGUCAUGAAAAGUGAAGGGAGGGGUGGCAUGUUAGCUUCAGCCCAAAGACAUUGAGAGACUAAAUACUCAGCAGUAGAGGAGGGAAUUUGAUGGUGUCUCUAAGGAAAAAUGUCGUUGACCACAGUAGAAUUCUAAAGCUGGAAGGGCUGUAGAUAUCCUCAUUUUCCAAAGCAUGUUCUGGGGACUUUAAUAGAUGUCGGUUCAGAAAAUAAGUUUGGGAAAUGCCAAAUUUAGAAGACUCCUUUACGGCAGGACUUUCAGGAGCCUCUGAUGCAUUAAAUGCAGUGUGAAUCUAUCUGGUGCUGUGGGGUGGAGGAGGGGGAGUUUUUCCAAACUUAUUUAACCAUAACUUUAUUUAUAUGAAUAUACUUAGAGAAGUGCCAUCACAUUUAAUUCCUGUAUUUUACAGAGAUGUAUCGUUUUGUUUGACAAGUGACCACUCCCACCCUAUAAGGUCACAUGGCCAGCCAAUGACAGAGUCAGAAUUAGAACCUAGUCCCCUGAUUCCCAGCUUUGUCUUACACCACAGUGCCUGUGUUUCCUUCCCAUAAUACAUAUCGAGCUCCUAAAUGGCAGAAACUACGUCGGGGCAGGGCGGGGGGUGGGGGGGAGCGCUCGCGUGAUGCUUUUGGAGCUGUGAGCUCUCAACGAAUGGCUCUAGGCUUGAGUUCCCCAGUUGGUUUCCUUUGUUCCCAGGCUGUCCUGAAAGAAUGCCCUACCGGGUCUGGAUAGACUUCCUUUCGUGUCUUAGAUUCAAAAUACCCAAAAAAAAGAAAAGCAAAAGAGGAAAUUUCCUGGCAGCCAAGUGGUUAGGACCCUGUGCUUUCACUGCCGAGGGCUGGGUGGCACAAUCAAAGAAAAUAAUAAUAAGCAAAAGAAUGAAAAAAUUACAUAAGAAAAAUCCAAAAUGCCCAGGAUACAUUGUAUUAGUUUUCCAUUCUAGUGACAAAUACAAACUUGGUAGGGAAACAAGUUGCACAGUGUUAAAUAAUGUUUAAUAUUCCUUUUGUUUCCUUUCUGUACUGUUUAUAUGUUGACCUUUUAUCAAUUCAUGACAAGUAGAGCCCUUCUAAAACUGUUCCAACAUAGGUUAACUAAUAGAAAUUUUAAAAGUCAAGUACUAUGUGGAGAAUAUGAGACGAGUUUCUGGUGUGUGUGCGUGUUUUCCCCAAAAACAGUCUCUUGGCAGGUAGUUAGCAUGAACUUUUCCUCAGCCUUUGUGUUUGAAUAGGGGUGGGAGUGCACUUAGUAUUGUCUGUUACCUUCUGUUUUUUCAUUUAUGUGUCACAGAGUGCAUCUCGCUUCCUUCCCACUGUGCAGUUGCCAGGCUGUGUUGGGAAGCUGUUCUUUAGGGAGGUUACAUCUGGUCUUCUGUUGGAGAGUAAGAUGAAAAACAAGUAUGUUAAUACUUGACCUUUAGUACUUUCUCCUGGAAGACAUCGAAUAUCUAUGAGCUCCUUCAUACCUUCCCUUGACGACACCCACACUCACUACCAUCUCUGCUUGAUCUCUGAAAAUAUUUGAUUCCCCAUGAGCUUUGUGAUGGAAAAGUACAACCAUUUUGUGGGUCUAAGGCUGUCAUAAUAAAUCCA